Messenger RNA from Amphiprion ocellaris (clown anemonefish), 6861 nucleotides. RefSeq names its product endothelial PAS domain protein 1a (gene epas1a). NCBI's taxonomy places the organism in Eukaryota, Metazoa, Chordata, Actinopteri, Pomacentridae. The record is from RefSeq and is a predicted model, not a curated record. Gene Ontology annotation, molecular function: DNA-binding transcription factor activity, RNA polymerase II-specific; RNA polymerase II transcription regulatory region sequence-specific DNA binding; protein dimerization activity. Gene Ontology annotation, biological process: cellular response to hypoxia; regulation of transcription by RNA polymerase II. Bases 298 to 1407 code for a protein of 369 amino acids. The transcript has 11 exons.
AGGGAGGAGAGAGGAGGAUGAGGUGUUUUUUUUUCUUUCCCUUGGCCAUCUGACCUAUCAUAGAGCUCACUUUUGGAGGCCUGUAAGGUGAUUUGCAUGAAGAGGAGAGUCAGUUCAAGUCAUCUGUGCUGCGGGGGAACACUUGCUAAUUGCCUGCCUGAUGAAGUAGACUACCUGCAAUGGUGCAAAUUGUAGCGGCGAGAUCCCCCACUGUGCUGUGAAGUCCUGCUGCCAUCCUCUCUUCGUUUCUGUGCCAGGAUUCGCCAUGAGGCCCGAUAGAGACGUCUGCGGGACGCGAUGACAGCUGACAAGGAGAAGAGAAGAGCGACCAGCCGUGAGGCGGCCAGAAAGAGACGGCGAGUGGAGUCCGAUGUGUUUGGAGAUCUGUCUCGCCUUCUGCCGCUCCAAUCCUCCAUCCGAAGUCACCUGGACAAACCCUCCGUCAUCCGCCUCACCCUCAGCUACAUACGUUUGCACACGCUGCUCAAAGGAAAUGCAGAGACCAGGCACAAAGUAAAACAUCAACAAAUAGUGGAAGGUGGGGAAGAACAGAGUGAUGUUAAUGGAGGAUGGCAUGAGGACGUGAAAGAGGAAUUCGAGGCGUCUGAGAUGAACAUGUACCUGAGGAUCCUGGAGGGAUUUCUGAUGGUUUUGUCCACAGAAGGAGACAUGAUCUUCCUGUCUGAUAAUGUUACCAAGUACAUGGGCUUGACGCAGACUGAGUUGAUGGGACACAAUAUUUUUGAGUACACUCACCCCUGUGAUCAUGAAGAAAUCAGACAUAAUCUACGUCUGACAGCAGAGCAAGUCUGGUGCGGUGAGAAGAGGGACUUCGUCAUGAGGAUUAAAAGCGCUCUGACCCACAGAGGAAGAAGCGCCAACCUCAAGUCAGCGACAUGGAAGGUUCUGCACUGUCAGGGCAGAGUGAAGGUGUGCAUGACCCCGUCUUCAGUCGCCUGCCUCCUGCUGACCUGCAGACCUCUGCCGCUCUCACACACACUCCUCAGCACACACACCUUCACCAGCCAGCACAGCAUGGACAUGAGGUUCAUGUACUGCGACCAGAGAGUGACUUCUCUUUUAGGCUACACCCCUGACGAGCUGGUGGGUCGUUCCAUCUACAGUUUCUGUCACACGCUGGACGCAAACUGUCUGAGCAAAAAUCACCUAAACUUGUGCCUGAAGAGUCAGUCGGUCAGCGGUCAGUACCGGAUGCUGGUGAGAGGCGGAGGCUACGUCUGGGUGGAGACUCACAGUGCCGUCAUCCCCAGCGUCAAACCGUCCAGGUCCAGACCAAGCACCCACCAGCCACUCUGCAUCCUCAGUAUCACCUACGUCCUCAGUGGAGUGGAGGAACCAACUCUGCAGCUCUCUUUGGACCAGACUAUGCACAGAUACUUGACCUGAAAUCUGAAGAAAAGUCUGCAAAACCCAAAUCAACAGCAAUCUGCUCUACCUCCUUCUGUCAAUUCGAAUCAAUUAUUUUCACAAAUUCGACUUUUAUUAAACAUAAAUCUUUCUAUUUAAUUCAAAAUGUCAUGCUCUGUGUUUGUGUCACUGCUGUUGUUUGUGUUGUGCAGCUGCAAAUAUCUGAGCCAUAACCACAGAUUCGCUACGAUUUGAUAGUUCAGGUAGAUAAGUUGCUCUCACUUCACAAAGUUUGUGAUGCUAUUUUGCAUAAUCGUUGCAGUAGCACGACUUCAGCCUUUCCUAUAACAAAACUGGAAGCUUUGGGUGCAGACUGUGGUUGACAGACAGUUGACGGGGCGUAGUGAGAGUUGAAAUUUGUUGAUGAAAGCAGGCAGUUUGACUUCUGCUUGACCUCCCUGGGCCUGACCCUGCUUCCUUUGGGGUUUCCUUCUGGGCCACCUGACACAUGGGGUGACAUCUGACUGUCAAGUAUAGACACACACACACACACACACACGCACACGCACACACACACACACACACACACACACACACACACACACACAGGGCAUGCAUAUAGAGAGAUACGCAUUGUGCUGAUGAGGAGAUGUGAGUCGACGCAACUCAAAGCCACAGCUUCCUGAAUAAAGACACCCGAAAGGAAAGUUCUCGUGGGAACUUUGUCAACUUUUUACCUCUCGGCCGCUGAAUGCACGCACGCACACAGUUCAAGUUUCACUUUAACUGCCUCCAUCGGUGUGAAAUUGAAAUGAUAACUGAAAUGAACACAAUCUGGAUUCGAUGCAUAGUGACUGAAACCACAAUGAGAGGGAAAUUUAAUUACAUGUCAGCUCAUAUUGUUGGAUUUUCAGCUCAUAGCAAACAUGCAUUUUGGAAAAAAUGAUCCGGUCCUCUGGCCACCUGCUGAUCAGAACACACUGUUCAGCUGCACGUCGACGAGCGCUGAUGUGGUGUUUUGCAGGUGGAAACAUGUCUAGACUUCGGACUAAAUGUGGUUGAAAACUGAAAGUCUUUUUAGUUUUGUAGGUUAUAUAUAACCGAUGUUUCAACAUUAUUUCAGCAACUGUAUUUGGUCGCCUCUCUUGUUCUUGAUUAAACCCCUAAAAACUUUGACAUUUAGUCGCUUUUUUCAUUAAGUAAUCCUUUCCAGCCUUAAAAUAUCUCCCAUGUCACUCUACACAGUUGCUUCCUCUACAAUUUGCAGAGUAAUGAAGUCCUUGUUUCUUUCUCAAUGCAAAGCUUCCCACUUCUUCAGCUCAAGCACACCAGCUCACCUAAAUCUGUUCGCUUUUUGUAAAACUACUCCACGCUGCACAAUGGUGAGCUGCAAUAUUGGAGAAAUUCAGACAUGCAUUUUCAAAUCAGGACCUGAUUCUGAAGAAGAAUUAUGAAAUGUCCACGCUGCAUGUUGACAGGUUUGGUUCCUUAAGGCGCUUUUCGUCUCGCACCUACUCGACUCGCCUCUACGCGACUCGGUCUCGGUCGUUUUCCAUUACACUGAGUACCUCCUCAUCAUUGGUGGAGUUGUCAUAGCACGGCGGCCCAGAAGUCCCGUAACGUCAUUAUUGUGCGACACAAACGCAGCACAACAAUGGAGGACAUGGAAGCGAUGGUACACCUGCUGCUCGGUCUGUGGCUUUCUAGUUCCAUGAAAAGCAAUGCGCACCGUCGCUGUUGCCAGUUUUUUAAAAAAUGACGGGUUUGGUUUUGGUGAAGGAGUCGCUCUCAUGUGUCAUCACUCCCUGUCCAGUCAGUGGCCUGCACUCUGCAGACGUCACAUUAUCGGCUCCACUAAGCUCGCUGGGAACCCCGGCCCAGUAGGAACUAAAAAAGUAGCUGGUACCAGGUACUAGUCCUGAUGGAAAACCUCACAAACCCAGUAGAGUCGAGGAGGUGCUGGUGGAAAAGCGCCACUAGAUUUGUUAGAUAAGAAACCUUGUAAGUCUAAAUCUGCGUGUUUGAAUCUGUAAUUAGUGCACUGCAGUUUCAGGGUGGAAAUGCUCAGCCAUGGUGUCAACUGCUUAUUUCCCCUCAUGAUAUGUCUCCUAGCAUGUAAAAAACAUCAUUUGGACAUGAUGACAACAAAGUAAAAAAAAACCUUGAUUUUAAAGAAUAUAAAGCAGUGGCAGAAUCUGCUCAAAUAGUGGCAUUAUACACACCGAAAGUCUAAGCAGCAGGUAAGCAACAUGCAGCUUGUGGUUGAAAUUACAAACAACGUAAGCAUACCUUAUCAAUGAAAUUACAAAAGCACACAGUAACCUUAACAGGGAUAUGAGUAACAUACAAAACUGGUAGAUUACCUUGUUACAAAUAUGAGAUACUGUUGAGAUGCAUUUCCAUUUCCCUCCGCUUUAUAAUAGUUUAGUUAGUUUGCAGGUUAAGAUUUUGCAUCCAAAACAUGUUUCAUCCUGUAAAAUUUGAUGCACUGUUAUACAUUAAACCACCAAACAGAAUAGGUGCUGGACAGUUCUGGCUUUAGAAAUCGUUUUGUUUGUCAAGGUUUGGAAAUAUCUGUCCCUUUGCUUCCCUUCACCUCUUCAGGAGAGGAGAGAGGAUCAUUUUCUUUGCUAGGAGUAGUUCUAAUGAAACUGUACAAAUAAAACUAAAUGCAUGUCAAGAUACCACUGAAACAUUAAAACAAAAUAAACAGAGAAGCGAUGCAGUGCAUUUAAAUGUAAAUUAUUCAGCACCGUUUGACCUUCUUAUGGUCUCAUUCCUUACAGACCUUCCACUGACACUGACUGAAUCCAGGAUUUAUUCUGUAUCUUGUACUCGAACACAACCAUAUUCUGUAUACAUGUUUUUGUUUUUUUUUGAAGAAGCUCACUGUGGUGUCAGAGCAGAAGGCCUCUGUGAAUUUGUAUUCUCAUCCACACACAGAUGCAGUCACAUCAACGACUUGUUUGAAAGAUACUUCCGCCAUCUAGUGUUUAAUUCCAGUUAAAACAGCCUGAAUUCCCCUCAUGGUAGUGCAGAGUGGAGCAGAGUAAGAAGUCAAGGCUCAACUUACUUGAAUGUGCAUCAAAAAGGAAAAAAAAAACAAGUUUAGCAACUCUUUGAGUAUGAAGAUUAAUGUGCUCUUUAUGAGGCUCUUUUUGGGUUUGCUAAGGACAGUUUAAUAUUCUGAUAUUAUGAAUCACAAGCAUUUGGUGUAGAAGGAAAAGGAUUCUGCUAAAGCAGAGGUGACCAACAUGCGGCCCAUGGGCCAAAAGCGGUCCUCCAGAGGGUCCAAUCCGGCCCUCAAAGUGGAAAAAUUACAGAGAAGACAUUAACUACAAACUAUAAAUAUGCAAAACUAUAAAUGUAAAAUAAUUUCUAAACCAUGACAAGUUGUUUUGAUCAUAAAAUAAAAUACUAGAUUGCUCAUUUUGUCACUGACUGUUGCAUUUUUGUAAUAUUUUGGCUUGUUUUUGUUGUUUUUUUGUCAUUUUUUUGUCUGACUUUUGUCAUUUUGUGUCUCAUUUUUGUAAUAUUUUGUCUUUUUGUUUUUUUUGUCUGUCAUUUGUCUCAUGUUUUUAUUGUUUUGCAUUUUGUUUUAGUCAUUUUUGUCUCAUUUUUGUAAUAUUUUGUUUUGUUUUUGUUCUUUUUUGUUCUUUUUUGUGUGACUUUUGCUGUUUGUGUCAUAUUUUUGUCAUUUUGUGUCUCACUUUUUACAUUUUGUGUCUCAUUUUUGUAAUAUUUUGUCUUUUUUUGUCUACCUUUUGUUGUUUUGAUCAUGAAGUAAAUUACUAUAUUAUUCAAUUCCAGAUACCUGUGACUAAAUAUUUUGUACCUUUUUGUAAAUAAACUGGGAUCUGGAAGUUGUAAUGUUUAAAUUAGAAUCUGAGGCAGAAUGUUGUUGAAAUUAAAUUUAUUUUUCUUAAGAAAUUUCAGUUUGUUCAUAAUGUUUUGUAAAAAGAUAAUUCCUUUAGUGACGAUUUUCAGAAUAUACUUUUUGCACCAAAAUAAAGGAAAAAAAUUAGGAGUUGUUAUUUAUAGGUCGUUAUGCUGUGAUUUUACUGGUCCGGCCCACUGGAGAUCAAAUUGGGCUGAAUGUGGAACCUGAACUAAAAUGAGUUUGACUCCCCUGUACUAAAGUCUCUUCUGUAUUUCAUUCUCCAGGAAAACUUGGAGCACUCAUUAAUUAUUCAUCUCUGAAAACACUCAUGAAAAACUCCAAAUAGACCAGUUAUUCCAUUAGAUAAGAUAAGAUAAGAUAAGAUAAGAUAAGAUAAGAUAAGAUAAGAUAAGAUAAGAUAAGAUAAGAUAAGAUAAGAUAAGAUAAGAUAAGAUAAGAUAAGAUAAGAUAAGAUAAGAUAAACUUUAUUGAUCCCACAGUGGGGAAAAUUCACUGUUAUAGCAGCUCCAAGGAGAAAAAAAAACAGCCAGACAGGAGCCCAUUUGAAAACAUAACAAAUCAAACCCCAUCACUUUUAACAUGGAUUACCUUUUCCUGCUCUACCCAGUGAUGACUUGAUUGUCUUUUAUUUAUUUAAUAAUGAUUUAUUUGUAUUACAGCUGUACCUAUUUGAAGUGUUUCUAGAUUUUACUGCAAGAUGUAUUUUACAUCUAAAACAGGCACAAUAUAGCAGUAUGUCUGUUUUUAUGCCUUUUAGUUGUAUUAGUUACAAAGGUAUAGUACUAUUUAAUGGUUGAAGGAUGAACAUUUCAUUUUUUAUUGAGUAACAGUCUUUUAAAAAGAAGCCAAUCAAAGGCCCACAAGUCCUCAAAAUGAUUUUGAAUUUGUGCAUGACGCUGAAAUUUACAUUACUGAAACUCCGAUUUCCGACGCUACUGAACGCAACUCCGUUGUCCGACUGCAACUGAAUGCACCAAUGACGUUAGUUUGAUCUUUUGAUUGUAUUUCGUUUGGAUUUGAAGAAGCUUUGAAGACGUUUCCUGAUGCCGGAGGAGAAGACGAGCAGCUUUGGACAUUUGCGAGUGAAAGUAGCAGUUCCUCCUGAAGGUCAGAGAUUGCAGCAUCUGAGGGCCUCUUCAAAAGAAGACGUAGUUGAUGAAGGCGUUCUGGAGCAGGACCAGAAAGACCACGACCAAGCAGCCUUGAGAUCUUAGACAGCGUCUCCCUGAGGUCCCUCUCUAUCUCCCCACACAUCCACCAACCAGUGGAACACAUCUCCAAAGUUCUGCCGGGCCAGCUCAGCUUCCCCUCAGAAGAAGUGGCGCCACCUGCCAGAUGAAGGAGCCUUUUGAGAGGCAGCUGGCAUCGUGAUUGGACUGUACUUUGGUCUGUUCCAAUCCAGCUUCAGUUCCAGAGACGGCAGGCGGGACGAGUCAACGGAGGCCUGGUGGACGAAGGCAUGCAGCUGAGUACAAUCCAGAAAGAGACAUACAUUGUAGAAUUGUAGUAAUUGUGGGCUGACUGAUUUACUGAUUAUCAGUAUUUUAUUUUUUACCGAUUUACGAUAAUAAAUAAAUUUAAAAAUGGCACUA